Messenger RNA from Chiloscyllium plagiosum (whitespotted bambooshark), 6542 nucleotides. RefSeq names its product guanine nucleotide exchange factor DBS. The record is from RefSeq and is a predicted model, not a curated record. Gene Ontology annotation, molecular function: guanyl-nucleotide exchange factor activity; protein binding. Gene Ontology annotation, cellular component: cytoplasm. NCBI's taxonomy places the organism in Eukaryota, Metazoa, Chordata, Chondrichthyes, Orectolobiformes, Hemiscylliidae. Gene Ontology annotation, biological process: intracellular signal transduction.
AUGAGCAGUAAGCAGGUCUGAUAGAGAAUUUCAUCAGCUUUGUCCUCAGAUUUGUAAAAUAUCUGGCUGCUGAGUUUCAUUAGCCUAAAAAUAUAUAAUCUUUUGAACAAAGGACAUUUUGAAUAUUACUGAAGAUGCCAAAAAAGAAUCAGAAAUAGCUGAAAUAGCACCAGCAUCUUGAAUGGAAUAUUGCUACUGGGAGUGGCACUUGCCUUUGUGUGUUUGAGAAGAUUCUACGGGAGCAGCUGUAGAUUUGGAGCUGAACACUGUGAGAUGCUUCUCUGUCUAAGGGAAGAAGAGAUGUCACUUCAAGAACUCACACAGCGACUGGUCAAUGUUAUCACUCAUGUUGAUGAAAUCAUGCAACAAGAAAUAAGACCCCUGCUUGCAGUUGAUAUCGUUGAACAGCUACAGAAACAGUUUGCUAUUUUAUCAGGAGGACGUAGCAGGGAUGGUGCACCAAUCAUCACUUUUCCAGAACACUCUGCCUUUGGGGACCUUUCUGAUGAAGAGUUUCUGAAUGUUGUUACGUAUUUGACUAGCAUUCCAAGUCUGGAUGCUGCCAGUAUUGGAUUUAUCAUAAUUAUUGACAGGCGCCGAGACAAAUGGAGUUCAGUCAAAGCAUCUUUAAUGCGCAUUGCAGGAUCAUUUCCAGGGAACUUGCAGCUAGUUUUUGUCCUGCGACCUUCCCGUUUCAUCCAGAGGACUAUUGCCGACAUUGGCAUCAGGCUUCAACGAGAUGAUUUUAAAAUGAAGGUACCGAUUAUCAUGUUAAAUACUAUAGCAGAUCUACACAGCUAUAUUGAAAAAAGUCAACUGACGAGAGAUUUAGGAGGUACUCUGGAAUAUUGUCACAAUCAGUGGAUUCAUCAUCGAACUGCUAUAGAAAAUUUUGCUAUGACAGUGAAAGCAACAGCACAGUUAUUACAGUCAUUUGGCACUGAACUUGCAGAGACGGAGUUACCCAAUGAUGUUCAGUCCACAAAACUACUGCUCACAAUUCACACAGAAAAACGCAAUGAACUAAAGGAGAGACUGAAAUUGGCAGUAAAGGAAGGAAGCACUUUACUAAUAUGUAUUAAGGAACCACUUACUAAAAAUCCCAAUUAUGUGCUGAAUUCUGAUGAACUGGAAAAUAUGGCUACAGUUGAAAGACUACUGAUGCAAUUGGAUGAAACUGAAAAUGCCUUCGACCAAUUUUGGUCAAAACACCAUCUCAAACUAGAACAAUGCCUGCAGCUUCGUCAUUUUGAACAAGACUUUCGGGAGGUUAAAGUUAUUCUGGAUUGUUUAACAGAAACACAGGCUACAUUCACUGAUAUUGGAGACAGUGUAGCCUCUGUGGAACGCCUUCUAAAAGAACUCCAAAUGAAGGAAGAGAAAGCACAGGAAUCAUUAGAAAAGGCACAGUUAUUGGCUCUGCAUGGAGAUCAACUUAUCCAAAGCAACCACUAUGCCAUUGACUCCAUCCGACCAAAAUGUAAUGAACUCAGGCGCAUAUGUGAUGAUUUUACCAACGAAAUGAAGAAAAAGCAUGAUAUGCUUGGAAAAUCUCUUGAAGUCCAUAAGCACCUGGACAGUGCCAAGGAGUGGUGUGAAACAGGCAUAUAUCUCCUGGCAUCUCAAGCGGUUGAUAAGUGCCAAUCUCAAGAAGGAGCUGAAGCUGCACUUCAAGAUCUUGAGAAUUUUCUUGAAACUGCCAAAGAUCACAAGCUCACUAAUCCAAAAGAGUUUUAUAAGCAAUUUGAAUUAUUUCUCACUGAAGACGUUGAGGCUAACAUAUCAACAAUCCUUCAGAAGCUUGAACAUGUCCAGGAAAUGUUUGAAAAGCGUCAAGCUAGUUUAAAGAAGUUAGCAGCCAAACAGACUCGACCAGUUCAACCUGUGGCUCCUCGUCCAGAGUCAUCACCAAAACGCUCUUCGCCAAAACCAGCCAGAACUCCUGCUCUCACAUCCAGCAGAAGAAGCUUAGAUAACAUUAGCAAUUCAAAACCACUAACAGAUACAGAACUGGCAAAGAAAAGAAAUGGAAAGAAACCAAAAGGAAACUUAAAGAUUGAAGUGAUGCAUGAAGCCAGUCAGGGGGGAUCCAGUCAUGUCCAAGUACCAACUGAAAGUGAAGAGAACCUGUCAACAAGGAGGAGGCACAUCAUGAAUGAGCUCAUUGAAACAGAACGGGUUUAUGUGGAAGAGCUUUUGAGCAUAAUUGAGGGUUAUGCUACUGAAAUGGAUAAUCAAGAGCUGUCUCCUCUGAUCCCUGGUGCACUUAAGAACAAAAAAGAAAUCCUGUUUGGAAAUCUUCCAGAAAUCUAUGAUUUUCACUAUAGGAUAUUCCUUAAAGAGCUUGAAAAUUGCAUGGAGAACCCUGAACUUGUCGGAAAAUGUUUUUUAAAAAGGAAAGAAGAAUUACAAAUUUAUGAAAAAUAUUGUCAAAAUAAACCACGUUCAGAGGCUAUCUGGCGACAGUGUGGAGACUGCCAAUUCUUUCAGGAGUGCCAACGUAAAUUGGAUCAUAAACUCUCACUGGAUGCUUAUCUGCUGAAACCUGUCCAAAGGAUUACAAAGUAUCAACUUCUUCUAAAGGAAAUGCUAAAGUGCAGUAAAAACUCAGAAGGCACUGCAGAACUAGAGGAAGCACUGGAGACAAUGAUUAGUAUAAUUAAAUCAGUGAAUGACUCCAUGCAUCAAAUUGCUAUCACUGGGUUUGAGGGAAACCUAAAUGACCUUGGGAAGUUAUUGAUGCAAGGCUCUUUCAAUGUCUGGACAGACCACAAAAAGGUUCACAGCAAGGUCAAAGAUUUGGCACGAUUCAAACCAAUGCAAAGGCAUCUUUUCCUUUAUACAAAAUUGCUGCUAUUCUGCAAGAAACGAGAGGAAAAUGCAGAUGGACAUGAGAAAUCUCCCUCAUACAGUUUUAAGCAUUCAUUGAAGAUGAGUGCUGUUGGUAUCACAGAAAAUGUAAAAGGAGACAUUAAGAAGUUUGAAAUCUGGUACAAUGGCAGAGAGGAAGUGUACAUUAUUCAGGCAUCAUCUGUAGAACUGAAGAACCUUUGGGUUUCUGAAAUCCGGAAAGUACUGACAGGACAACUGCAAGCUUACAGAGAAGCAAGUCAGUUAAAUCAGAGGAUACAGGAACAUGUUUACCAGGCUCCACUGAACACACCCAACAGAUAUACAAGGAAAUCAUCUUUACAACAAGACAACAAAUGCGAUUCGUCAAGUUCUGAAACAGUUGAAAGGCAAAAUGAAAUCUCAAGCUCCAAUAAUAGACAAAAGAGAGCUGAUGUUCCUUCCAGUCAUAACCUUGAUCGUUCAUCUCUUGCUAAAAAGCGAUUUACAUUGCAGGGUCUUUCCAAUCGCAGACCUCCACAGAAAGAAUCACAGUCUAAGGAGCCAACUGUAAUUCGUCGCAUUUCCUUAGCUUCUUCUGUCAGUGCUUCACGAAGUAAAGGAUCACUGUCUGGGCCAGAUGUUAAAGCUAAGCGAUAUGAAAUAAAGAGUGACCCAACUCCAUUGGGUUUUGAAGAGUCAUUGCCAGAUACUUUCAUGAUUGCAAGCAAGCGCCACAGUACCACCAGUUACGUAAAAAGGUCAAUUUCACAGACAGGUUGGUCAUGUAAACCGAUCCCAUCAUUGGAUACUUCCGAGGAUUUUGAAACUAUUCCUUCAAGUAUGGAUGAACUUUCCAACUCCUCAGAUAUGGAUGAAGAACUAUCUAGUAAAGCUGCACAAAGUCUGUACCGAGUAGAUGGCAUUUAUGAACCUAAAUCCAUUGAGGAGCUUGCAGUGCAGAAUGGCGAAGUGGUUGAGGUACUGCAGGAAGGAGAAGAGGGACAGUGGCAAGUAAGGAGUCUGCUAACUUAUAAAACAGGAUGGAUUCCUUCCAGUCUUCUACAACCAGUUGGUUCAGAACUUAAGGCGGAUCAGACUGAUAAUAAUUCAGAUUUUUACAGUGAUAUGUGCACGGCAGCAUUUGCUGAUUGUGAAGACAAGGAGAGUUCGGACAUGGGAAGCUAUACUUCAGGAAGCAGAACUGAAAGCUGAUCUUGUUACUUCUCUAAUAUUAACCCUUAAACUUCAGGCUUCAAUCAUGCCUACAAAAGUCAGGGUCCUGAGGACUCUUCAGUAGCUGAGUACAUGAAGUGGGAACGUACUGUACUCCUUACUGCUGAAAAAUCCUGUAGCUGUGCAUAAAGAAUUGAAUUUGUUUGUUUAUAAUUGAAUUGUUCAAUACAAAUGCUCUUCAAUGGUUUAAAAGAAUGAAUAUUAGUAAGGGCCAGGUUUUUGAACACAUAUCCAGUUCCAUUUUCUGCAGUUCUUAACGUCUUGACUCUCCAGUUACCAAUAUUGCUUGUUGGAACAAAUCAUAUUAAAUACAGUUCAGAUAACAACAAUAAAAAGUGAACUCAGGCUUCUGGUAUGUUGUAACUAACCAAACCAGUAUUUCAUGCUAUUUGCGCUAUUCCCAUUUGUUUCCACAACAUGUGAGUAGUCUGAUUCCGUUCAGCACUCAAUUAAUGAAAUCUAACCUCGGGUUGCCAGUGGAAAUUAAUGAUAACAAAGACAUGAGCUUGCAAAAAGAUGCGAAGAGGCUACACACUCGCUUAUCAAUGCACGAAGACAAGAUUGCUAGUGGCAUUUGAAAUAGUCAUUUUCUCAGGAAAUGAUUUCUGAUCUGCAGGGAAAAACUGCUAUAUUUUAUUCCAGUAAAACAAAUACAUUUUCUUUAUAUCAACAUCUGCUCUUCUAACAGUGGCCUUUAGCUGAAUCCAUGAGACCACUACUGUGGAAAACACUUAUGAGAAAUGGCAUGGAAUAAAGGCUAACAAAUGUUACUGGUGAAAGUUGUUACAGUUUGUUGCUGAUACUUCAGUUUAAAGUACUGUAUGAAAGCUGUGUGUGGUCCAGAUUGCAUGUUGUGCCUGUAUUUUACUGAUAUUGGGAACACCAGAUAUUUAUACUUUAAAAAUAAUGUUACAACAAUCUUCAAAAAUAUGUUGGGCCUUCUAAAGUAUAAGACUGAUUGAUGUGAAAUGUUUUAUGUACCUUGAACAGUGGCAGGUAUCAAUUUGUGUGAAAAGUGUGCAUUUUUAUUUAAUGACAGUGAUUGGAUCAAAUAUAUAAGGGGUUUAUUAUUAAAUCAUGUCUACCAGAGAAUAAAUAACAGCAAGUAAUGGUUCAACACAAAAUUUACACAAAUCAUGCAAAAAAUAAACAUUUCAUAAUCUUGUUAAGGAGAAGUAGACAUAGAAAGUACAUCUCUCUGAUGAUCAAAAAACAUCACCUGCUGCAGUCAGUGUUUAGUGAGGAUUAGUGAGGUUUCAGAGUAUAAAAAUGUUUUCUCUCAUAUCCAAGUUAUUUUCUUAACCUCCAUAAAAGAUUAACAUUUUAGCUGAGCUUUUGCUGAAAAGUUCCUCAAAAAAUACAUUUCAUAAUGUGACAAUCUGUGCUGUCAUGUACACUAAGAAUGCAUGUGCCAACCUGGAGGUAUGAGACUGGUUCUGACUUCAUAAACGUCCAAAUUAUUGGCCUAAUCUCAAUAGUGAAAUUUUAGCAGAUAGAUUUUAAUCUAUCAGCCUCAAACAAAUCUAAUUAAACCAGCAGGCACUGACCAAAGUCAUUUGUGUUGUCACAUUCACCCUUACUUUGUAAAAGUGGCAGAUGAUUUUCGGUAUUUUGCUUUUUAAAACAAGCUUAUGAUUCCAUGUGGCAGGAGAUGAAUGUUCAUUAAAUUACUUAGAAUCAUCUAAUUUAGUUGUACGGUAAUUAUGUUGUAAAAAAUCCAAAUGAAGUCAUUACUAUGACUCAGAUGUUUUUGUUAUUUAGAUUAUUCAAAUUGUCAGAGCUGAUAGUCCUCUGUUAUUUUGACAAUUAUUAUGCAACAAUUUUUCUGUUGUCUAUCAAUGUAUAAUGUUUAUGAAGAUUAUAUUGUGUCAAAACAAAUUUAUUAUAUAUAUAUGACAUCAAUUUUUUUAAAAGUGUUCUCAUGGUCUUAUGUUUAUUUUUACACAUUGAUGUGCAUUCAGUGUAUAUGCAAUCCAGCUUUUGCAUUGAAUUGGUGCAAGUGUACUGCAGCCAUUUUACACAUUAAUUAUACAAGUAUAUUGAAGUAUCUGUAUAUGUUGUCACUGAUGUUAUGUGCUGAUAUUUAUGUAUUAAUUCAGAAACUUUGAUUCCUGCUGUGGAGAGACGCGCUUUGAUUUGUCACGAUAAAAGCUCAACGCUUAAUUUGGAACCUUAAAGUGGGACAAGUUGUAUUUUGUACAUCUAAUCCCUUCUGACACCUAAAACAAAAUUAUUAAAUACCUAAUCUGUGAAAAUUUUCUAAGCUGAAUAUUUGUAAUGUUAGCAGUAAAAUUAAUUUUGAUUAUUUAAUUGUGGAUUUGUUUAAAACAAGAAAGGUGACAGCAAUUAGGAAAUCAAAUAUUUGAGAAGUCUAAUCAAUUUGAAUUCUGGACGAAAAUAAAAUGCAAAGGAAAAUCAGUUGGAUUACAAAACUGUAAAAACACUUAAUGAGGUCAGAUUCUGCAUACAGAUUUAUU